Bombina bombina (fire-bellied toad) is the source of this 3398-nucleotide messenger RNA. RefSeq names its product family with sequence similarity 219 member B (gene FAM219B). Bases 7 to 528 code for a protein of 173 amino acids. The record is from RefSeq and is a predicted model, not a curated record. The transcript is spliced from 6 exons. Lineage: Eukaryota; Metazoa; Chordata; Amphibia; Anura; Bombinatoridae.
UGUCCAAUGGAGCCUGGAACUGCCGGUGACAACGGAGACCGAAUCAAGGUUUGUGGCAGCAGCAAGCAGGUUAAAUCAAUGGACUCCAAAGGGCCAUAUGUUGAGAAGAGAGGACCGUAUUUGAUGAGUAAAGGGCCUUCGAUUCAAGCCAAACUGCAGAGGCAGCGUGAUCUGGCACGGGCAGCAUUGCGUAAGAAGGGCAUGCUAGGAGUACCUGGAAAAGGGAAGGCUGAAACCAAAAGGACAGUAAAGUUUAAUAAAGGAUAUGCAGCUCUCAGCCAGGCUUUUGAUGAGACCCUUGUGUCCCUGGAUUCAGACAGUGAUGCAGAACUGGAAUCAAAAUGCUCCUCUGGAUAUUCUUCAGCAGAGCAGGUUUCCCAGGACCUUAGUAGACAACUGUUACAGGAUGGGUAUCGCCUGGAUGAGAUUCCAGAUGAUGAGGACCUGGAUUUAAUUCCUCCAAAGCCUAUGCGUUCUGUAUCAUGCCCUUGCUGUCUAGGAGAGACCUCGUCCUGUAGCAUCCAGUGAUGAAGGUGGAGGGGCUUGCACUGCUCUGAUCCUGCCGAUAACCUUCAUUGCAUAUGUUGAAGAGGUAGCCUGCGUGUGAGGGUAUAUAUGAUGAUGACCAGAUGUACCUCCUAUGGAACAUGGCUGUCCUCAUCAUGUAUGACAAGACACCAAAGAAGAUCUCAAAGUUACUGAGAACUCCUGGUUUUUCUCCAGGUUUCCAUGUUGUAUACUAUGACUUGAAGGAAAAUGUUAAUCAAUGUGUCCGCAGCUGCUUUUGUGCGAGGACACAGAGACUUGGACACUAAUGUUAAAGGGUUAUGUAUGUUUCAUUGUAUAUAGAAAAGUGUGAUCACAGAACCUGCUGGGAAGGUCUCUUGUGACAUAAAGUGGAAGGAGGUCUGUGCGUGUCUGUUUACAAUCGCACACAAUCUAUGCCUAACUUUAGAAGCUGGCAUAAUUUUGCAAGUAUCUAUUGUAUUGCACAAGUGGGUCAGGUAAAGGGAACAACUUUCAAUAGAUUGGGCUGCAUAUCAAUUCCGAGACCUUACUAAUUGUUACAGGUUAUAGUGAAGCCAUCUUUUCAAACUGAAAAAAUAGGCUUUUUAGUUCUACAUAUUAUUUUGAUAAAUUAAAAGAUACUGCUUUAUUGGUCUGCCCCUGUUUCCGUACAAGGUUGUCUGGCACACCCUGCCGUGUCACUUGGAUCUAUAUCUGAGUCAAAAUAUCAAGAUCAAUCUUAAAAGGUGUAUUUUUUGUUUGUUUUUUCAUCCUUUUUGUUACCUAUUGUGUAUGCUUCUUAGUUCACAUUUUUUUUUAUUUAUUUAUUUUUUAGAUCAAUAGAGUUCUUGGGGUGCCACAUGGAAGUUUGUGAAAUGUAUGAUGGAGUAAAAAGAAAUACAACUAAUAUUAUGGUUUCUAGUUACAGAGGAUGAAGUACUUUGUUACAGAACAGACAUUAGGAUUCCACUGAAUGUUUAUUUGGAUUACUGGGGGUCUGUCUAUAUUCCAAAAAGAAAUAGAUUACAAACACUGUUACAACUGAGAAAGUCUGUUCCAGUACACACAAUAUAUAUUUAGUAAGAUUCUAUAUACUGUUUAUGGGGAGAGGUGUGAGAGGUUGUGUUUUUGGUCUGAGCUUUGACAGAUAAUGGGAAGCAGCUAUUUAACAUUUUCCUAUGUAUGUUUAUCACUUGUUCUGUAACCAAAUUAGGUGUUCAUUACUUGUAGAUCUAUAAGACUUUAAAAGAGGGAACUCAAUUUAUAUUGUUAAAGGGGAAAAAAAAAAAAUUAAAUUCAAAAUGGUAAUUUUUUUUUUUUAAAACGAAAUUAUAUUCAAAACACUAAUUUAUAUUAUUUUUUACAUUUUAAUCAGAUUGAUGCUUUUCUUGUUUAAAUAUUUUACUAUUCUGCUAGAAGUGUUUACCUCUUUUUCUACCUAUAGUACUGCAUUCAUAAUUAGAAUGCGAGGCCUUAGUGCGCAGGACAAUCUGCAAAUGGUUCUGUUUAUUGAUCUAUAUGUAUUUGUAUGUGCAACUAUUACAUAAAUGUCAGAUGUUUAUCUGGUGUAGGUGUAUUUAGUGGUAUAUUAAAAUGUAUCACUACCUAGGCAGCAGUUUAUCUCUGUACUAAGAUUUCACUGUAUGUACAAUUGUGUAUAGCUUUGCAUCUCAUGAAAACGUUCUAGCUAGCCAGUGAUGUGGGAGGGGGUGUUACUGUAUAUGUUGUAUUUAACAUCCACACAAAAAUUCUCAUACCUCUUUAACUCUUCUGUAUAACCAUGAUUAUUUUUUUUUUCUCUCUGGUCUUGAUCAACCAUCCAAACACAAAUGUACACACUUUCGAUAAGAUAUAUAUGAAUAUAUUUUCUACAAUAACAGGCUUCAGGGAACAUAUGGUAUAGAAGAAGCAAUAGAGACCAGGCUACAGUACCAAAUUACAACUACAAGUAGGUCUUAGCAAGAAACCAUAUUGAGACAUGUAUGUGAGGUUUUGUAUAUAAACUUACACCACUCCUUACCAAUUCCAGCAUAACACUGUGCCUGGUGUACACACGGGGUGUGCAUGUGUAUUACCACCCAUAGCCUAGUAGUUUUCUACAACCCACCCUCAUGGUGUAACGUUUCUUAUGUAUAUAUUUUGUUUAGGGCUGGGGUGGCAAAUUCUAUUAAGAACAUAUACCCAGAUUCAUGAUAAUCGUAAAAAAAAAAAAAACACUAUGCCUUUAAUAUUUGCUUUGUGAGCAAGUGCAGGCAUCUGCUCCUAGGCCUAAGGAAGGUUAGCAAUCAAAGGGUCUUUUUUUUUUUUUUUCUUCCCCUUACUGUUCAUGGGCUGAAAACGGCAACCUGAGAGCGAGCAAUCUUUCUCAAUGACAAGUUGAACACAAACGUGCAUUUACUGUUAUUUGCAAAUAAAAUUUUCAUGCAAAAAUAAAUGAUAGUAAUACUGCAGCAUUUGUUUUGUACUUCCUACUAAUCCUCACUGGAAAAGCACAGCUGCCACUGCUUUAUUACUGGAGAGGGACACUCCUCUGCGAAUAUGACAAGAAAACAAUUUAUUUUGGACAAGACAAAAAUAAAAAAAAGCAUUGCUGCUUGGUGCUUUACAGUAUAUUCCAUCCUCAAAGAAAGCAAGAGUCAGGAAAAAAAAUAGAACAUUUGAAAUAGUGUCUGCUGCUGGAAAUCAAACUGGUGAAGGUGCUUGAUCCUAAGUUGGCACCAGGGACAUGGGGAUAGUGCAAGCAAGUACCCUCGCUGUCAUCUGCUUUCCUGGUACUACAACAGGAUAAGGCACUGCCAUCAUCCUCACAUACUACCCAUCCCAAAAAAAACGCAAAACAUUGUCAGUAUUUUAUGCUUCUUUCUGUCUAAUAAAGAAAAGAUUUUUUGGAA